GUUGUUAUUUUCAGAAUCAACAGCAGCUACAAGAGUAUACUAAGUAUAAGGUCAUGAGAGAUCAGUGAAAUCACUGCAUUUUGUGGUGAAGCGAGGAGUGUUCUGAACGCCGAAGGGAGCAACGUAGUGCGAGAUCAUCAAUACUAGUUGCUCUCUUGGCUGGAAUGAGCGGGUCAUGUUACAGGAUGUUGUUCUCCGCCUCCCACGGUAAUGAAUGAUGGCAAGUGUUGAGGUACGUUUGAAUGUGCAGCAGACUGCUAAUUGAUUCAAAAAGACACUGAUUGUAUUGGAGAGUAGUUUCCGGAGUAUUAGCUGUACUGUGUACAGAACCACCAUCUACGGACCGGAGUUCUGCACGGUCCCCCGUAGACUGAGAUUACUAGUAUCCUCCACCAGGACAGCGCAUACGAGCAGGCGGUGAUCAUGGACGGCGCUGCUGGACGAGACCAGCCUGAGGGAGUGAGGGGCAUCUUCGCCUCGCUGGACACGAAUUCACUGGGCUACCUGGUACAGGACGAUCUGGCUAUCAUGUGCGAGCAGAUGCAGGUCGAUCCGGGCCAGGUGGAGUUUCUCAUGCAGCUGCUGGACCGCGACGGGGACGGCCAGGUCUGUCAGCAAAGCUGGACGAAACAGAGUCUUUUGGCGUCUACGAUGAUCGACUGUACAUGGUGAAAAGCAGCAGCUCCCCGAUGUCCGUUCCGCGCGACCUCUUCAACAUUCUGCGCCACUGGGGGUUUGACCCGUUCAAGAUCGACUCUAUGGUCGCUUCGCUUCUGAACGACUUUGAUCACCUGUACCGGGUGCAGGACGGCGGGCGUCACUUUCGGAUGGUCGACGAGCUGUUCGACACGGCCACGCCUGACGGCACUUUUCGGCACAUGCGGCGCUCGGACGCCGCGUGGUAGGCGCGCAACCUGUGGGGCCUGUCGGCGGCCACCGUGAGCCAGCUUCUCGGUGCCUUCGCACACGUCAACUACAACCAGGACGGCGACACGCUGAACGCGUGUGUGAUGGCCGUGACCCUGGCCGGUGUGCAGGACGGUCUCUGGGCGGUGGAGGGCGGUAACCAGGAGAUGUGUAGAGGACUGCUUGGUAACGCCGACGUUGCACUGCAUCACCAGGCGGUCACCGCAGUCCAGCGGCUUGACCAGGCGUCGUGGUCGUCCGUCGAGUACCAGGUUAGCGCUGGCUCUGGUGAGGCAGACGUGUUUGAUGCCGUUGUCAUCGCAACGCCAUUGCAGCAUUCCAGGAUUGAGCUGAACGGCUUUCCGCACAGCGCGAGCACAAUGCACCGCGGCGAGUACCAACGCACGGUGGUGACGUUUGUCGUUGGCCAGCCGAGUAACGAGUACUUCGGACUGGAUGCGUCGAGCACGACGUCGUUUCCCACAGCCAUUGCCGUAUCAACUCCAGCCGUGACUCCCUUCAGCUGUAUUGGCAUACCUGGAUCAACCAUACACAAAGAACCGGCACAGAACGAGUCCGUGGAAGAUCUUCUCACCAGAGCCGCUGGACAAUGGCACUUUGGACAAGCUGUUUCGUGCACGACAGCAUGUCACCGUGCGAGAGUUUGCCGCCUUUCCCAAGUACAGCAGCAAACGGGCGGAGUUGCCGUCGUUGUCCUCGAUCAGGCCAUCUUCUACACCAGCCCCAUUGAGUGGGCGGCCAGUGCCAUGGAGAUGAGCGUCAUAUCCGGCCGCAACGCCGCGCUCCUGGCCAACGCGGGCCUCUCGCGGCGCAGCUGCUUGGAAAGUGGACACCGCAGCUCCGACUCUGAGCAGUCAUGCGCAGCCCCACCGGGCGGGUAAUGCCGGUGAAAGUGCUGAAUGCUGGUUCGUUGUUCACACGGGUCAGUGCAUGGCAGUCACCGAUACUCGAUUCCCGACGAGCCAUCUAUGCACCAGGGAAUGCAGUAUAGUAAAACUCCUCAGACCCGGGCAGGUUGGGACCGAGCGCUGCCCACCGUAACUAGGAAUUGCCCGUAUCUCAGAACUUGCAUAGUUACAGCAUGCAAGUAACAUUUUUCCUCUUCUUCGAAUCAAUAGUUUUUGGGACCGUUUUUUGUUGAAGGGUCAAAUUUUGCUUUUUUUUGUUUUGUGCAAAACAAUCGUGGCUCUACUGUAGUGUAGGUCGGUCAGAAAGGUGCCCAGUACAUGGACAUGCCCGGAUCAGGGACGUCCGCAUCUGGGGAGGUUUACUGUACACGCCCUAACACAGCUGCAUUUCAACAAGCUGCCUACAGAAACAAAUGUGCACUGAGUAUCCAUGCACUAAGUGUUGCCUGGAGUUGGCAGAAGAGAUCGGCACAGGCUGGCUGUGCUUUAGCCCCAGGUUAUACUGUGCUCUCAUCAAUGUUCAAGGAUGAAAGUGUUGGAUGCCUGGCUGCAAACUGGUUGGUCCUGAGACCAUCCAUAGCAGAUGAUUCAUGUUGCAAGCUACCACUCCGAUGCUCUGAUUUCUGCGUUCAAACUUUUCUCCUUUCUUCGAAUUGGUGUCAAGGGGAGAAAGUCUCCUGGUAAGAUUCUUAUCUUGAUCUUGUUUUGGAAUUGUCUAAUGGUAGUAAGUUCAUACAGGGGAGCAGCAUCCACUGCUGCUUGCAUACCACAGAGCACUCACUACCUUCAGUCUCGACCUGUAACCCCCCCCCCCCCCGUUCUCAUGUACGUCACUCUCUCUCUCUCUCUCUCUCUCUCUCUCUCUCUCUCUCUCUCUCUCUCUCUCUCUCUCUCUCUCUCACACACACACACACACACACACACACACACACACACACACACACACACACACACACACACA
Molecule: messenger RNA, 2796 nt
Organism: Sycon ciliatum
Lineage: Eukaryota; Metazoa; Porifera; Calcarea; Leucosolenida; Sycettidae
Product: prenylcysteine oxidase-like
Biological process (GO): prenylated protein catabolic process; prenylcysteine catabolic process
Molecular function (GO): prenylcysteine oxidase activity
Source: RefSeq, a predicted model, not a curated record